This is a messenger RNA of Nerophis lumbriciformis (worm pipefish), 747 nucleotides long. Lineage: Eukaryota; Metazoa; Chordata; Actinopteri; Syngnathiformes; Syngnathidae. The record is from RefSeq and is a predicted model, not a curated record.
AUGGCUACAAGAGUGGCACACGUCUCAGGGAUUGAGAUCUACGCUCCCCCUCUGAUAGAAGCAGUAAACGGGACGACGGUAAAACUCAAGUGCACCUUCCGCUCCAGUCAUCCUGUAUCGGCCCAGUCCGUUAGUGUUUCCUGGAACUUCCGUGCUCCGGAUUCUAAAACGGAAGAGUCGGUGUUCUACUAUCAGGAGACAGCGCACCCUCCUCCGAGCGGACGCUUUAAAGGCCACGCGGUGUGGUCAGGGGAUAUUGCCAGGAAUGACGCCUCCAUCACCCUGCAUGAGGUGCCCCCAACAUUUAACGGCACGUACAUUUGCAGCGUGCGAAACCGCCCAGACGUGCAUGGAAAUAACCCAGAAACGGUCCUAAGAGUCGUCGCCCAAGCUUCCUUAUCCGAAAUCAGCAUCCUGGUCAUAGCAGUCGUUGCCAGCUGCGUGUUUAUCCUCAUACUCCUCGGCAUCUUCGUGGCCGUGAAGGUCUACAAGAGGAGGCGGAAGGGCGAAGCCGAGGACGAGGACUUAGAGAUGAACCCAAGGGAGCCUAAACGCAAGGACCCGACCGUGUGUAAACCUGAAGAAGCAGUUCAUCUGACUGUUGUUGAGGAGAAACUGGAAGUUGAUAGCUCUGAUGAUGAAGAGUCCGAGCCCAGCAGUGGAGACGAUGACGAUGAAGACGGCAGUGAGGAAGAGGAUGAUGACGAUGACGACGACGAUGAUGACUAUGACGACGACGAUGAUUGA